AGAGAAAUUGUCUUUUAUAGCGUUUUCAUGGAACCAAUUUUUUUUUUUUUUUUUGGGGAAACGUUGUAUGUUUGUCUGUCCUAUUUCCUACAAUUACAAUGAGAUUGUUAUGGAGAAAUAUUCUCAAAAUUCGUUUUUUCUAUCAUUUUCAACUUUAAAACCAUUCGUAAAAAACAAAGAAACUAGUUUUAUAAGCUGCUCAACCUCGAAACAAAUGCUCUGUUUUGUUCCUAUAAGCAUUGCUGUUAGGUUGUUUAGCAUUUUUAUUUCGGCAUAAUCUGCUAUUUACUCGUGUAGUCCAAAGAAAGCUGUGAAAAAGAAUUUCAUGGAUUUUAUUUUAUUUUUAUCUUAUUUUUAUCUUUAUUUUUUUUGUUUCUUUGUUACUGGUGUAAUCAUCAAGCACAGAAUCGUUCACAUGUUAGCUGAUGAAACAUAAAGAAAGGUGCACCAUCAGAUUGGUAAAAAUGGUGGCUGCAUGCAUACGUUUUCUCCUAACUAGGGCAGCGGUGGUUGGAGAAGACAAAGAGGACGCAAAGGACAGCUUAACAGAUUACUUUCUUUUGUUGGUUUCUUUUCUUUUUCUUUUCCUUUUUCAAAUUUAUUUAUUUAUUUAUGGUUAAAGCUUCAAUUCAUAGAAUGGUACAAUCUCUAUUUUGGUGUUUAAUUUGAGGAUUACAAAUACCAAUUAUAUCUAAUAAAACUCUACCUAUUUAUAAAUCCUCCGAGACAAUAUUGGAAAAUUGUCUAAAAAACUAAGAAUUCUAAUAGAUGUAGAUUUAUACAACCAAAUAGAUAUAUAAUUCCUUAUCAAACUCUUUAUCUCCGCAAAAUGAUUAUACCAAGUUAAAACUUGUCACCUAUCUCUUAUGUUUUGGUACUGGUCUUGACCAAGUAUUUUUCUUAGACUUAACCGGAAACCCCACAUCAAUUGGGUUUUGUAUUUAGUAUUUUUACUAGAACACUAUUCUCACCCACCACCUUGUUAACGGUUUUGAGAGCUAUACAUACUCUACAAGUGGCAUUAUAUCUUCAUCAGGGUUCUUGUUUAUUGUACACAUUCCUUAAGAAUUACUAAAGAUAUAAAAAAGAAAUAUAACAUAAUAUAAUAAUAUUCUUUUAUCAAAUAAUAAAACUCUCUUUUUUUUUUUUCUUUUUUUUUUCCUUUUUGCUUUCUAAGUGGAUUCUGCUGUUGGAAUCUGUGAGCCAACUUUUCUGUUGUGCAUAUUUCAUCGAGUUCGUCUUAUUUUCUUUCUUAUCAACGAUAAGAAAUAUAUAUAUAUAUAUAUAUGUACUGCCUCAUAUGGUUUGUGGUUUACAAAUAAUAUAUAAAAGAUCCAACAUAUUAUGGUUUUGUUGGAUUAACAAUGGGGUUGUUUGAUUCGUUGCUGGGAGGAGAGGGUAAAAAGUUUAUCAAGCGGAAAGAUAGUGAUGCAGGAGAAGCAGGUAGAGCACUGGAGGAACUCAGAAGUUCGCUUUACAAUGACCUUCGGACUUCCGAAGGUGCCAAGCGUCAACAGCAACGAUUUUGUGGUCCUGUUGUAGCCAUGACCUUUAACUUCAUGGUCUCCGUUGGAAUAAUCAUGGCAAACAAAUUAGUUAUGGGGAAAGUCGGAUUCAAUUACCCAAUAUUUCUCACAUUAAUCCAUUAUGUAGUAGCAUGGUUUCUUCUUGCUAUCUUCAAGGCACUUUCAAUCCUUCCUGUUUCUCCUCCUUCAAAAAGCACUCCUUUUUCUUCUCUCUUCUCCUUGGGAGUUGUCAUGUCUUUUUCCUCUGGUCUUGCAAAUACCAGUCUAAAACACAACAGUGUUGGUUUCUACCAGAUGGCUAAAAUCGCUGUCACUCCUUCCAUUGUUAUUGCAGAAUUCAUUAUCUACAGGAAAACCAUUUCUUCUAAGAAGGUUUUGUCUCUAGUGAUUGUUUCAUUAGGUGUAGCUAUAGCAACAGUAACAGAUUUAGAGUUCAAUCUAUUUGGUGCUUUAAUUGCUGUUGCAUGGAUAAUCCCAAGUGCAAUAAACAAAAUCCUAUGGUCUAAUCUGCAACAGCAAGGCAAUUGGACUGCUCUUGCGCUAAUGUGGAAGACUACCCCAACUACAAUAUUCUUUCUACUGGCUCUGAUGCCAUGGUUGGAUCCACCGGGAAUUCUUUCUUUCAAGUGGGAUGUCACCAACUCCACUGCCGUUCUGAUAUCAGCUGCUCUCGGUUUUCUCCUCCAAUGGUCUGGAGCUCUGACACUUGGCGCAACCUCAGCAACUACUCAUGUUGUUCUUGGACAAUUCAAGACUUGUGUGAUAUUACUAGGAGGGUAUAUUCUUUUCAACUCAGAUCCAGGGUUAGUGAGCAUCUGUGGGGCAGUUUUAGCUCUCUGUGGAAUGUCCAUUUACACAUCACUUAACCUCAAGGACCAACAAGAAAGUUUGAGCAAGCAAAACUUGUCGAAAACCAAAACCAGUGCCCAAGAGGUUGGUGCAGAUUCUGAUGCAAAGGUUGUUGUAAAUGUUGUCUGAAUUAAGCAGACCAUAGAGCUAAUAGAGUAGAUAAAUUUUUCUUUUCUUUUCUUUUUUUUUUUUUUUUUUUUUUUUUUUGGAGGGAAAAAAAAGGGCUUUUGAAGUAGUUUCAAAUGUUAUAAUGUUUAAGAGAGAUUAAGGGUCCUAAUACUGACCCAUGUUUUUAACCUAGGAACCUUUGCCUGGAAGUCUCUAAAGACAAAACUGAUUAACUGUAGAUAGCUUUUAAAGAUCAGAUUAACUGCUUUUAUUCUUAUUUUUAAUUAUAAUUUUACUCUCAUACAAUAUUAUGGACAUGUCUGACUUAAAAAUUCCAUUUGGGGGUUUUUUUAAUACUCCCUC
Molecule: messenger RNA, 2846 nt
Organism: Ziziphus jujuba (common jujube)
Lineage: Eukaryota; Viridiplantae; Streptophyta; Magnoliopsida; Rosales; Rhamnaceae
Exons: 7
Coding region: 1365-2504 (379 amino acids)
Cellular component (GO): Golgi apparatus
Molecular function (GO): UDP-xylose transmembrane transporter activity; antiporter activity
Source: RefSeq, a predicted model, not a curated record